This is a messenger RNA of Sclerotinia trifoliorum, 2304 nucleotides long. The record is from the annotation of a GenBank genome assembly. Lineage: Eukaryota; Fungi; Ascomycota; Leotiomycetes; Helotiales; Sclerotiniaceae.
AAAGGAAGAUAGAUGAGCGACAGAAAAUCAAUUCUCAUCAAGAGAUGAGAAGGGGUACUUUGGGUGAAUGUGCAGAACACCUUUCUUUCCCUUGAAGAAGAACGUUAAACGUCAAUAAGGUUAUUCCUUCCAUGGAUCUAUUAGGAUUGAAGCAACCCAAGAUAUUCCAUUCCAAUAAAACAAUAGAAUAGCAUGGAUUGGAUUUGAUUUGAUUUACUUAUCGCCGUUUUACUAUUCUUUAUCUUGCCUUGCCUCACUACUCCGCAAAGUAUUUGAACAUUUUACCUCACCAGCCACAAAGCCAAGCCACAUCAUAAAUCCUCCAGCCUUUUCUUUCCGUCUCCAGCCAGAGAGUAUGUCAUACCUGCCACAUUUAUUUUUGGUGGGUUCCUGUUGCCCCAGCAACCAUCGAUCCCAUGUAAUUGUAAAUAGCCUUCUCAACCAGACCACAUUACCAAAGUUUAACCCUAUCACCACCAACCAACCCACCCUUAACGGGAAGCCUCUCAAAGACUUUCUUCCAUUCUUGAAUUUCAUUCUAUCCAUAAUUACCAUCAUUCCACCAUUCCAUCCACAUAAGCCACAACUUUUCAUCCAAAAGUUAUUCUAUCAUCAAUUAUUCCAUUUCGGAUCACUUUGCGGAGUCCUGCCUAAUUAUAAUCAUCGUCUAAGACAUAAGGUUCGCGUCAUUAAAAAGUCAUUCAUUGACUCCAUACGCAUUCACUGGUACGACGUCGGUCACAAAACAUCGACCUCAGCUUCUGAAAGCAACAACCACAAAAUAAAUAUAAUGGCUACGCAAUAUCAAUCAAAUCAAUAUUCAAGGCGUGAAAGUGUAUCCGAAAAAUACGACGCGACUCCAAGAAGGAAAAAUACUCAACGUCGAGAACAAAGUCAGAGAUCGAGUGACGGAACAGUUAGCACAAUGAUGAGCAAUGCUUCAACAGGGAGAGAAUCAGCGGCGACAAACAUGACGGAGGGUCCUUCAUAUUCAAAAAAGAUUGUGGUGGUUGGUGAUGGGGGAUGCGGGAAGACUUGUCUCUUGAUAAGUUAUAGUCAGGGAUAUUUUCCAGAGGUAUGAUGAUACCAGUAGUUGUGAUUAGAGCUCAAUCAAUUUGUUAUUUGGCUAACGCGUGUUUAGAAAUAUGUUCCAACUGUAUUUGAGAAUUAUAUUACCUAUCCGACACAUCAACAGACAGGAAAGACACUCGAAUUGGCGUUAUGGGAUACCGCAGGGCAGGAGGAGUACGAUCGUCUUCGUCCCCUAUCAUACCCGGAGACGGAUCUAUUAUUUGUUUGUUUCGCCAUCGAUUGCCCCAAUUCCCUCGACAAUGUUAUGGAUAAGGUGAGAUGAAUAGGGGGAAUUCGUGGCCAAUUAUCAUACUAAUCGAAUUUAUAGUGGUAUCCUGAAGUUCUACACUUUUGCCCAUAUACACCACUCAUUCUCGUCGGUUUGAAAUCGGACUUAAGAACGAAACGUACUUGUAUCGAUUUGCUCAAAACUCAAGGUCUCACACCCGUCACCACCGAACAAGGAAUGGCUGUUGCAAGAAAAAUGGGGGCUCGUUAUAUGGAGUGUAGUAGUAAAGAAAUGACCGGUGUAGAUGAAAUCUUUACAGAAGCCAUCAACACAGUUGUCGUCAACGAUCGAAGCAACCAACCAACCACUUCAUCAUCAUCAAGUGGUCCACCCGGUACACCCAAUUCCCAAGGUGUAAUCAUUCCGAAAAAGAAGAAGCGAAGUUGUCGAUUCUUGUAAUGACCCAUUCCUUCACCACAUGAUCAACAUUACGCAUUCCGAUAAAGCACGACACGAGCAUGAUUUUUUGAAACGACCUACGAACUGCAUAACGUAACGAGGGUGUAUAAUUGUGAAAAUCUGCAAUCAUGAAGCAGAUUUUAGGAAAUUGAGCCUUGCAUUCAUUAGCAUUGCCGCAUAGUCAUUAGCCUUUCUUUUCUCCUUUUCUACUUAUUUUUUCAUCACACUCUCAUACCGCUGGAGCUGGACGGGACUGGACUGGACUGGACUUUCUCCGGUAAUUUUUUUACUUUACAUUUUGAUUUGCGGCUUGUUUUUUUGGACUUUCUUGUGAAUCAGUUAGGGAAUUUGAGGGAAACUGUGAACACAACAAACUGACUAUGAGCGAGCGAUUCCUAUCGACUCUUUCUUAUGUACAACGAAACUUUGUGGGUAGACAAUGCAUAACAUACUCUUAAAGGAUACAUAAUUUUUGACCUUUGGUUUUCUGGUUGGGGAUGUUGUGAGGAUGUUAUCUUGGCAUAACUCGUGAAUAUUAUGAGGUA